GCUCACCGCCGCCCGCCGGGCUGAGGGGAAGAGAGGGAGAUGGCGUCGCCGUUGCUGCUGUUCCUCCUCUCGCUGCUGCUGCCGGCCGCCGCUUUCUACCUGUGCUGCGUGCGGCGGCACACCGGCAGCGCCGGGGCCGUGCUGCGCCGCCGGGAGCCCGGCCGGGCCGAGAAGCGGGGCCGCAGCCCGCCGCGGGACGCCUGGGCACCGCGGCUGUGCGGCUCCGGACUGCGCCUCUUCGUCCAUGUGGCCAACACGGCUUUUGGACAGAUCUGCUUACUGCCAUUCUUAAUAAGGCUGAACAACUUCUCGCUCAUGCGUUCACUCGAUAUUCACGAAGAUCCCACGUUUAUCCCUGAGGUUGCUGCGGAGGUUACAGAAGAAAAGUCUGAGGCUAAAAGCACUUCAGAUAUUAUCGAGCAGCUGGUAGAUACAAGGUCCGAGUCUGCUAGCAAUGGGUUUAGCUUCAAAGGGAUCAAAGACUACCUGGACUGCUACCGGAGUGGGAAGCUGACGCCAUCUCAAGUAGCAACAAACAUCAUUGCUGUGCUGGAGGACUGCGACAAAUCCACACCCCCACUCAGAGCGAUAGUCCAGUGGGAUCGGGAGCAAAUAAUGCUGAUGGCUGAAGCCUCCACUGUUCGUUACAGGAAUAAAAGUACCCUAUCUUAUCUGGAUGGCAUCCCUGUGUGUCUGAAAGAAGAGUUCAAAGUGGUACCUUACCAUCACCGAGUGGGAACAGUGUAUCUUGGGACAGAGCCUGAAACAGAAGAUGCUACUGUGGCCAGGAAGCUGCGAGAGGCUGGGGCUAUCAUUAUUGGGGUCUCAAAUAUGCAUGAAUUAGGGACUGGAACAACUGGAUGCAACCCUAAUAGGUACCACAAGAUCCCAAGGAAUCCCUACAAGCCUAACCACUACACAGGUGGGAGCUCCAGUGGGUCAGCAGCCGCUGUAGCAGCAGGUCUCUGCCCAGUGGCUAUUGGCACAGAUGGAGGUGGCUCUGUGAGGAUUCCUGCUUCAUUCUGUGGUGUGGUCGGACUGAAAGGUACAUUUGGGCGCAUCAGUUCUUACGGCAGCUUGCCACUCUCCUACUCCACAGUCAGUGUAGGCCCUAUCUGUACCUCGGUGGCGGAUGCAGCCAUUGUUUACAGUAUCCUUGCUGAGCCAGAUCCCCUCUAUCCGUAUGGACUAAAACAGCCCAAAGCAACCCUAUCCGAUAUGUGUGCUCCUGACCUGAAAGGCUUAAAACUGGGAGUGGACUGGACAUUUUUUAAGGCAUGUGAUGCUGAAGUCCUAUCCAUCUGUGAGAAAGCUGUGGAGCACCUGCGGAGUUUGGGAGCCAGCGUGGUUGAAGUGUCUCUGCCAGAGAUGGAGGAAGUGCGAGUAGCACACGUAAUCUGCAUCCUCAGUGAGAUGAGGGACUUCCUCCAACCUGACUUCAAUAAACAUUUCCAUGAAAUGAAUUUGGACACUCGGGCUAACCUGGCCUUGGCUUCCCAGUUCACAGCUCUGGAUUAUAUUACGGCAAAUCGACAGAGAACUCGGAGCAUGAGAUUUUUGCAAGAGAUCUUCAGCACUGUGAACUGUAUCCUUACACCAGCUGUUGCUUGCACUGCCCCAAGAAUCUACGAAUCUGACCUCUUGACUGGGAGCAGCGAUUCCUCCUUCACAGUCCAGUCCAUGAGGUUCAUGCAGCUUGGUAACUUCACUGGGAUUCCAGGCCUUGUGGUCCCCAUUGGAUAUUCUACUGCUGGGCUUCCUGUCAACUUCCAGGUCAUGGCAAAAUGGUGGGAUGAAGCUGUUCUUCUGAGGAUUGGCCUGAAGCUAGAGCAGUUUCGUCACCAGACCAAAAAGCCAUCCAUUUAUUACGACAUACUUGCAUGACGGAGUGAUCAAGAUGGGGAAUAAGUCUUUAUUUUUUCCCUAGUCUGACCUGAGUGGACUUGUUUUCAGUGUUCAUCUGAAUGAGACUUAGCAGCAGGCCCAUUUGAGGAAUGGAGAGGAACACUGAUGCUGAGCAGACAUCAUUUCUGCUCCCUGCUUGUUACUGGAUAGUCUGGUUUACUGGGGAGACCAACUGUGCUAGCUAGUUCCUCGCUGGUUUUUUUGCCAACAGGAGAAGCUGCAACUAUCUUCUGCAACUUCUUUCCAUCUAGGAGUCCUUGUGUAAAGAUGGAAGACAGUUGCAGUGUGGGCAGUUCAUACUGCUGUGCAUGGAAAGGUGCAACCCCCAGACCUUAAACCUUCUCACAGAAUUCCUCCUGCUCCAGGAUAUAACAAAGGUACCAUUUUGAGGGGAAGAGGCAGCUUCCCUUAAAUUAAUGCCUAGCUCCCUUGGAAAGAGGGGGAUCUUAACACACCUGCAGCUAGGUAGUGUGCAUUGUGCCCCCUUACUUAGUCCCUCAGAGUGAAACAGAAAGGCUACAGCUGCCUUCAGCCUUACAUGCAAGCAGAGCAUGAGCCCUCUGUGACCCAAAGCCCUGGUUCAGGCUUUCUGUUGCACAUCGCUGUUUCCCAAGCCACACCUGGGACAGAUUAUUUUCUGCCAGUGGUUGCUUGAGCGUAAGCCCACUAUCAUUUAGGUGUCCAAAUGGAACAAAUUACUUGGUAAUGCUGUGAAAUACCACUUAGGGAGCGCUGAGCCAGCUGUUACAAAUAGGUGACAUGGACACGACGCGACUGAGCUACUGCAAGAAUUGAAGCCAGGCACAAGAAAGGCAACGCACAAAGCCAUGUGCAGCAAGGAGCCUGAUAAGAAGCCAACCCUCCUCUUAUCCCAAAUCUACUCCCUGAGGUGAUCAAGGUAGAAUUAAGGCAUGGUUUAAAGAUGAGGCUAUACUACAUGAAGCAUGAUAUGGCUCUAAGCCACAGUACCGUGUUUAAUUGGAAGGCCCCAGACUGUAAACUCCCAAUUACCUGUCUCCUGCCAGCAGCAUUAGGGCCACAUGAAAGAUAAGAAAAGGCCUACAAGUAACCAAAGCUAAGCAUCUGUGCUUGUUUUGGAGUAUCUUGGUGUUAAUGCUCAGAAGCAUGUCCUGUUGCCUGCCUCAUCAGGUAUCCUGGGCUUGUGAUCAGGCUGCUGGAGCAGCAGUCCUGUGGACAGGAACAGAGAAGAUCACCAUAUUCUUACUUAGCUUAGAAGGAAAGAAGGAACAGAAAGUAGUUGCAGUUUCUCCUAAACUCAGUACAGUUUGGGUUUUUUUCCUCCCAUACAUAUCCACUCUUUAAACAGAGCUAGCACUUUACUAAUGGCUAAAGUUAAGUCAGAUGGCAUCUGCAUGGAAGAACACUGCAUUACCCUCUCCUCCUUAAUUACUUGAUUUAGAGCAUCAACUACCAUCAGCUGUCACCAGCAUCCACAGUUAAAUUAAUUAUAUGUCUGAUACUGUCUUGAGUUCCUCCAGGUGAUACUGCCACAACAGUUUUUUCACUAGAUUCUAGUAUAGUUCAGCUUUAUGAAGAACCAUUUAAAAGCAAAGUACUUCCUCUAUUAUUAAUGAUAACUUAUUAAACAUACCUUAGGGUGAAACACUGCUGAAAUGCACUGUAGAGCAAUAAGGAAGUUGAUGAGUGUUUGACAAGAAUAAAUUUCUGCCAGGAAUAUUACUACUUGAAGGAAAUGGCUGAAUAUUCCCUAAUUUAGUGAUAUUACUCAAGGGAUUAGAGAUGAAUGUUUAAAAUACUGAAUUACCAUCCUGCCAGAUCAAGCUGUUUAUUUCAGAUCCCUUCCUAAAUGAUACACUACCCUAAAAUGA
Messenger RNA from Calidris pugnax (ruff), 3755 nucleotides. Its product is annotated as fatty acid amide hydrolase-like. The transcript has 20 exons. Lineage: Eukaryota; Metazoa; Chordata; Aves; Charadriiformes; Scolopacidae. Gene Ontology annotation, molecular function: catalytic activity. The coding region runs from base 40 to 1884 and encodes 614 amino acids. The record is from RefSeq and is a predicted model, not a curated record.